Knipowitschia caucasica is the source of this 351-nucleotide messenger RNA. The record is from the annotation of a GenBank genome assembly. NCBI's taxonomy places the organism in Eukaryota, Metazoa, Chordata, Actinopteri, Gobiiformes, Gobiidae.
AUGAGAAACAUGGGAGGGAAGGAGAAGACGAUUUUGGUCAUCGCAAACGUGACCAGCUACCAGGGGUCAGAAAAAACCCUUUGCAUCGACAAUAGGAAGAAUGGCAAACAUUUCUGUGCAGUACCUCCUCCGAUACCCAUGUCUCCCAUCGUGGAGAAGAUGGAGGGUCUGAAGGCCAUCCGUAACCGCAGCAACAGCCUCCGUCUGGGUCGUCUGGCGUUUUAUCGGCAUCUGGAGAAGGUGGAGACUAUGCGAUGCUUUUGGGAACUGAAACAUGUGGAACUGGAAGGAGGCAAUCAGGUAUCAACCUCAGUACCUUCUGUGAUCCUUUCAUACCUCCCCACGUUUUAG